Messenger RNA from Malus domestica (apple), 1301 nucleotides. Its product is annotated as caffeoylshikimate esterase-like. NCBI's taxonomy places the organism in Eukaryota, Viridiplantae, Streptophyta, Magnoliopsida, Rosales, Rosaceae. The record is from RefSeq and is a predicted model, not a curated record. Gene Ontology annotation, molecular function: lipase activity. Gene Ontology annotation, cellular component: membrane.
CAGCAUUAAUAUUGUGACACCCCACACCUACCCAUCACACCCAACUUCAACCCAACCCUGCCCAACCACCUAGCCCAGCACCAAGAAUAAGUAAGCCACCCAGCGCAUUUUAGCAACCGCAAGUUCAAAAUGGCGCACCCGAUUGCGGAGGCGAACGAGGAAAGCCCCUACGGCGCGUUAACUCCGGAGGCCUUCUAUUCCCGCCACAACGUCUCCCACGCAUCCGAGUACACCACAAACCCCCGAGGCCUCAAGCUCUUCACCCAGUGGUGGACCCCACUGCCUCCGACUGAGAUCGUCGGGACCCUCGCCAUCGUCCACGGCUUCACCGGCGAGACCAGCUGGUUCGUCCAGCUCACCGCCGUCCACUUCGCCAAGUCCGGCUUCGCCGUCUGCGCCAUCGACCACCAGGGCCAUGGAUUCUCUGAUGGACUCAUCGCUCACAUCCCCGACAUCAACCUCGUAGUCGACGACUGCAUCUCUUUCUUCGACUCGUUUCGUGCCAACCACGCGCCGAAGAACCGCCCCUCGUUCCUCUACUCUGAGUCCCUCGGCGGCGCGAUCGCCCUUCUCGUCACGCUCCGGCAAGGAAGCGGCGCGUGGGACGGUCUCAUCCUCAACGGCGCCAUGUGCGGGAUCAGCCCCAAGUUCAAGCCGCCGUGGCCGCUCGAGCACCUGCUCUUCCUCGUGGCCGCGGUGAUCCCGACAUGGAGGGUGGUUCCCACGCGUGGGUCGCUCCCGGACGUGUCGUUCAAGGAGGAGUGGAAGCGGAAGCUGGCGCUGGCGAGUCCGAGGAGGACGGUGGCGAGGCCACGCGCUGCGACGGCGCUUGAGCUGCUGAGAGUGUGCAAGGAGCUGCAGGGGAAAUUCGAGGAGGUGGAGGUGCCGCUGUUGAUAGUCCAUGGGGGCGACGACGUCGUCUGCGACCCCGCAUGCGCGGAGGAGCUGUACAGGCGCGCGUCUAGCAAGGACAAAACGCUCAGGAUCCACGAGGGCUUGUGGCACCAGCUGGUUGGCGAGCCCCAGGAGAAAGUGGACUUGGUGUUCGGUGAAAUGGUGGAGUGGCUUCGUACUCGAGCUCAACGCGCCGCCGCCGCGAAUGGAGGUGGUGGUGCCUAGUGCAGAACUAUAGGGGUUAGGGCUAAUUUGGUUUGCUGUGUCUUGAAAAAAAAGGCUUGAUGUGAGAAUAAGCGGUUGUGCUAUGAAAAUAAGCGAUUGUGAAAUAAAUCAGCAAAGCAUUUGGUAAAUUUUUUUGUAAAAGUGCUUUUGGAAAAAAAACAGUUUGAUAGUGAGUUUUUUCA